This is a messenger RNA of Aphidius gifuensis, 1182 nucleotides long. Its product is annotated as odorant receptor 13a-like. Gene Ontology annotation, molecular function: olfactory receptor activity; odorant binding. Bases 1 to 1182 code for a protein of 393 amino acids. Gene Ontology annotation, biological process: detection of chemical stimulus involved in sensory perception of smell; sensory perception of smell. The transcript is spliced from 5 exons. NCBI's taxonomy places the organism in Eukaryota, Metazoa, Arthropoda, Insecta, Hymenoptera, Braconidae. The record is from RefSeq and is a predicted model, not a curated record. Gene Ontology annotation, cellular component: plasma membrane.
AUGAAGAGACAAGCUGAAUUACAAAGUUUUAAAUCGUACAGCUCGGGCAUAAGAAUACUUUUGUUGUUCAUGGGAUUAUGGCCAGUAGAAAAUUCAAAUGUUUUUUACAAAUUAAUACCAUAUUUUCUUGGCAGUGUUUUACUCAUUGUAACAAGUGCAUCCAUGAAUUUUGCUAUUCAUUAUCAUUAUAAUUUAAUGAUUGCACUUAAAGGUGUAUCAAUAUCGUUGAGUUAUCUUGCCACAACAGUCAAGGUUAUAUGCUAUGUGAUCCACCGUAAAAAAUUGAUGAAACUUGAAAAAACAUUACAUGAAUUAUUAAGUGAACAAGAAAUUAAUAAAAACAAUGAUGAAUUAAUAAAAACAGCAUUAACACCAGUAUUUAAUUUUCGAAGAUUAUCGGUAUCUCUUAGUUUUUGUUCAUUUUCAGUUGUAACAACGUAUUUUUUAACACCAGUUAUAUCAAUGAUAAAACAAUAUAAAAAUAAUAUAAGACCAAUAAAAUAUUUACUACCAUAUCCAACAUUGUAUCCUUAUGCAAUUGAAGGUGGUAGUUUAUUAUGGAUAAUACAUUUUAUUAUUGAAACAUAUGCAUGCUUUACAUUAUUUACAAUAACAGCAAGUGUUGAUACGUCAUUCGCAUUUUAUUCGUCACGUGUCAUUGGACAAUUUCGUGUGUUAAGUAAUAAUAUUAGAAGUUUAAAAUUUAAAAGAAAUUAUGAAAAACGUAUUCAGGGUUAUAUUGUUCAUCAUCGUAAGUUGAUAACAUGCUGUGAAUUGUUACAAGAUAUUCAUGGACCAAUUGUUCUUGCAAUUUUAUUAACAACCGCAUUAAUUAUGUGCAGUUUGACAUUUCAAAUAAGUCAGAUGGAAACAAUUUCAGUAAAACAAACAAUUUUAUUUGUCGUUUAUAUUGCUGUUAAAUUAGCUCAAACUUGGGUCUAUGCAUGGUCCGGAGAAAUGAUUGCUGCUGAAAGUGAAGAUUUUAGAAAAGCUGUUUAUGAAUGUGGAUGGGAAACGAGCGACAAUAAAACAGUUAAACAUUGUAUAUUAUUUAUGUUGAUGCAAAAACCAUUAAUUCUACAAGCUUGUAAUUAUACACAAAUAUCAGCUCAAUUAUUUGUUGCGAUUUUAAAUACAACAGUUUCUUAUUUUUUUUUGUUACAAACAAUUAAUGAUGAUUGA